Messenger RNA from Ipomoea nil (Japanese morning glory), 684 nucleotides. RefSeq names its product pollen-specific leucine-rich repeat extensin-like protein 4. The record is from RefSeq and is a predicted model, not a curated record. The transcript has 3 exons. The coding region runs from base 119 to 535 and encodes 138 amino acids. Lineage: Eukaryota; Viridiplantae; Streptophyta; Magnoliopsida; Solanales; Convolvulaceae.
UCGAACUCCACCUCAAUCAAUGGCGAAAAGGUUAAAAGUGGGUAGGCAAUGUGUGUAUAUAUAUAGGCGGGUAGUAUUAUAUAUAGAAGGUAGUUAACUACAAUUCAGAAGAUAAGAAAUGGAGCAUAGCAGCAGCUGGUCGUCCGUCAACCUUUAUUCAAUCGCCAUUCUCAUCAUUUCUUGCGCUUUCUUCCAAUCAUCUUACGCAGUGCAAACUUGCUACAGCCAAAGUGUGACCCAGGUUGGCUCUGAAGGUGAACGUGUUACUGAAUAUUACACGAGUUGUAGUACUGGUCAUGGAUCAGGCCCGGCUCCUCAAUCGGGCGGUAACCCACCAACUCCAUCUCAUCGUCCAAACGGUCCAAUAGUUCCACCCGCUCCGAUACUUAUUCAACCCCCUCCGAUAUUUCAACCUGCUCCAUUAUUUCCACCCGCUCCAAUACUUCGACCCGGUCCGCUAUUUCCAUCUCCUCCAGUAUUUCAACCCGGUCCAAUAUUUCCCCCGCCGACUCCAGCAUUUUCAGGUCGCAAUUAAUCAAAUUAUAUACGUGUAUCUUGCAUGCAUGCAUGCAGUGUGGUUGUAAUCAUGAUGAAUAUGUUCUGUUUAUCUUUAGCUAUGGAUAUUAUUACGUGCAAAGUAUUUGGAAAAAUAUUGAAGUCUCCUGAAAGAACAUUUUCAAUUUC